This is a messenger RNA of Aspergillus sclerotioniger CBS 115572, 884 nucleotides long. RefSeq lists its product as uncharacterized. The record is from RefSeq and is a predicted model, not a curated record. Bases 366 to 767 code for a protein of 133 amino acids. The transcript has a single exon. Lineage: Eukaryota; Fungi; Ascomycota; Eurotiomycetes; Eurotiales; Aspergillaceae.
CAACUUCUACUCUUGACUGGAGCACGGUGUUUACUGAGCACCGUCAAAGCGUCUCGGUUCCAUAGCGGGGGCAUCGGUUUGCAGGGACCCCAGCGACCGUCCACUUCUCAACAUCAUGCGAUGGUAUGGUAGGAUUCGCCCGUAACAGGCAAUCAAUCCUCGUCCUCGCUUUCAAACCCAGCCUGGGUUUGCCUCUUCAUUGCCCUUCCACUGCCCAAUCAGUGGCCCACAGAGGGCCGUGAAGGUGACGGGGCACAAGGGGAGCUGCGGCAAGGCCAGCGGCGGUGAUCAUAGGCUCGUCGCCUACUGACCGGUCACAACGCGUGGGACUCGCGUUACCCACGAUCUCGCUAUCGGAUCUUUCAAUGAUCUGGGCUCUGAUCGAUACGGGUUCAGCUUGCCCCUCUUCCGCCGCCCUCUUUGGCAUUCUGAUUUGGCGGCCGCUGAGGUCAGCCGUUACUCCGGCUUUUUGCAGCGUCAAAUCACAAAGCGAGACUCGCUUGUGUCGUCUAACUGGCAGGCACAUGAUGUUACCUCGUCCCUGGUCUAGACUUCAGUCGAUGUUCUUACAGAUGGACGGAAGACGAUCGUCUAUCGCACAAACUACAAAGUACGGAGGACGAGUUUCUGUCUCAUUCUCUUCGUUUCGCUACAACGUGUGUUUAUACCCACUUCAUGAUCCACAAGUGGCGGUCACAUCAGGCUGCCUGUCACCACUCACCUCUCACCAACGAUUGAUGCCACAUCCCACAACUGCUGGGAUAUGACACAUCGCAAACCCACACCGUGCUUACAUCCAAUCGCCUUUGGGCUGAAGGGUGAGUAUUGAGCAGAAAAUACAGAUGGUGUAGUCCAGGGCUUACGCGGGACUUUUGUCGUUUCAA